AUGACUGUUACCUAUUCCAGUAAAGUAGCUAAUGCCACGUUCUUUGGUUUUCACCGGUUACUGCUGAAAUGGAGGGGCAGCAUUUACAAGUUACUCUACAGAGAGUUCCUUGUGUUCAUCAGUUUAUAUACAACACUGAGCGUCGUAUACAGAUUGUUUCUUACAGAUACUCAAAAACGUUACUUUGAAAAACUAUCCCUUUACUGUGACAAAUAUGCUGAACAAAUCCCAGUAACAUUUGUUCUAGGUUUUUAUGUUACUCUUGUGGUGAACCGGUGGUGGAAUCAGUUCGUGAAUCUUCCAUGGCCAGACAGACUCAUGUUACUCAUCUCCAGCAAUGUGCACGGAAGAGAUGAGCAUGGACGGCUACUUCGCAGGACACUCAUGCGUUAUGUGAAUCUCACCUCAUUACUUAUCUUCCGUUCAGUCAGCACUGCAGUGUACAAACGAUUCCCAACAAUGGACCAUGUUGUAGAAGCAGGAUUUAUGACAGCAGAUGAGCGAAAAAUAUUUGACAACCUUCAAUCUCCUCACCUUAAGUACUGGGUACCAGUUGUCUGGUUUGGAAAUUUAGCUUCAAAGGCCAGGUCUGAAGGAAGAAUUCGUGACAGUGUUGAUCUUCAAAUAAUACUGAAUGAGAUGAACCGCUACCGGUCCUGGUGUGGUCUCCUUUUUGGCUAUGACUGGGUCGGUAUUCCUCUAGUGUACACACAGGUAGUAACUCUUGCGGUAUACACUUUCUUCCUCGCCUGUAUUAUUGGACGUCAGUUCUUAGACCCUAAACAAGCCCAUACAGGACAUGAUUUGGACCUCUACAUUCCAGUUUUCACGCUGCUUCAGUUCUUCUUCUAUGCAGGCUGGUUAAAGGUGGCUGAGCAGCUAAUUAACCCUUUUGGUGAAGAUGACGAUGAUUUUGAAACUAACUGGUGCAUAGACCGAAAUUUACAGGUUUCCCUUAUGGCUGUGGAUGAGAUGCACAUGAACUUACCAAAAAUGAAUAAAGACAUCUACUGGAAUGACUCUGAUAUGCGACCACCAUACACACUUGCAGCUGCUGACUACUGUAUUCCUUCAUUCAUGGGAUCAACAGUCCAUAUGGGACUGCCUGAUUCUGUAUUUCUACGUGAGGACUGGCUGCUGGAUGAAGAGAAGCACAGAAGACAAAAUUCUGUUCUCCGAAGAGUCAAGAGGUUCCUAAGUGUCCAUGAGCAUCCUGAAUCUCCUGUCAGAAGUGCUAUCAGUCGACAGGAAAGUGAUGCAUCAACUAUAUUUUUUCCUAGCGAAACUAAUUACAUAGCCAGUUUCCAUGAUGUUCCACUUAGAAGGCCAUAUUCUCAUGGUAUUAAGAGGCAUGAAUCUAUGGAUAAAAAGCCUGGCACCCCUAGAAGUGAUCUAUCAGUUAUUCGGGAGGCUAGUACAUCAAAUAUUUCAGAAAGACAACCAUCAAGGGUGAACAGUAUUACACCAAACUCAGCUUUACAUGUCCCUGAAGUGGUGGUUACUACAACAUUUGAAACCCCAGUUCAAAAUGUUGCCCCACAGCAGUCAAAUCCUUCAUCUAUAUCAAAUAAUGAAGAAAAUACUGAAUGUGUUCAGAAAAACAUUGAGCAACCAAGUUCUGAAAUUAUUUUUAAACAAGAUAUUCAGAAACAAGAGUCAGUACAAGUUCCAGUGAAUACAGAAAAGAAAGUGCCUGCUGAAAGCAAAAGUCCUGCUUCAGAUAGUCACCUAAAUCCAAGUGAAGAUUUGCUGGAUUUAUUGAGCCACAUUGACACCAAAGAAACAGACAUUGUCGAUUAUCAUGAUGAAAAGAAUGAUGGGAAUAAAUAA
This is a messenger RNA of Nanorana parkeri, 1830 nucleotides long. It is a transcript of the gene BEST3, whose product is annotated as bestrophin 3. Bases 1 to 1830 code for a protein of 609 amino acids. The transcript is spliced from 10 exons. Lineage: Eukaryota; Metazoa; Chordata; Amphibia; Anura; Dicroglossidae. The record is from RefSeq and is a predicted model, not a curated record. Gene Ontology annotation, molecular function: chloride channel activity.